ACGACGACGACAACACAAACAUCGCCAUCAUCAUCAUCAUCAUAAUCGUCACCACACCCACCAAAAGGACUCUGCACGACAACACCACCAACACCACCACGCACUAUUCUUCUAGCGUCGCCCACCUUUUGCCACAAUUUGACUUUUCUGGCCACCAAGUUCGUGCCUUGGAGCUGCAGCGUGCAUAUGCAAGGACGCCGUCUUUGACUCAGCCUACGCAACCCGGCCAAUCGUAGCUUGUUUUUCCUCUGAGCUCACGCGCAUUCUUUCUGUCACAAUUUUGCUGCAGCUCUGGAUUGUAGCCAGCUGGGAGGGAACCGGUCGCGACACGCUAUUGCUCGCUCCUACGACCAUCUAUUGCGCUGUCGCAUUGAUCUACCAUUGCUCCCAAUCGAUACAAUGCAGACGCGACGCAAGAGCCUGAAUCUUGGUGACCUCGGAAUCGUUGCUGCGAAGCGGUCGCGGACCCAGGCUCCCACGCCGCCGGAAACCGUGAUCGAGGGCGAAGAGCCACCGGUAAAGAAGCCAAAGCGGUCGCAUGGCUCUACAUCACCCACCUUGGGACUGAUGAGCCCACCACGGACGACAUCGAUACGUUGCAAAGAAGAGCGACCGCGACGCGCCACCGAAUUGUCGCCCCCACCUUCGCCUGUCACAGAGGGUAGCAGCAAGAUCGAUACGGAAGGCAUCAACGACGAUAUCGUGGUCGGGACUAUACAACAGAUUGAGAAGACGGGCAACAGACCGCAUCUGGUCAAGGAGCUGGCUGCAAUACUUGCGACCAAGCUGCACUGUGUGGAGAAAUCAGCCAACCCGUCAGCAUUGAUCUCGUCGCGACUCACUGCAUAUCUCCACCGAACAUGGCCUACGGUCAGCCCAUGUCCGCUCACAAAGGACCUCUCGCCCGUCCAUCCUCGAAGACUAUACUUUUAUCUCACCACUACGCCUCAUCAGCCCAUUCCGGACACUGUUGAACAGGUGCCCAAACCAAAUCGCACCAUCUCACCUUCCAUAUCAUCUGCUUCUGCCGCAGACAUGGAAGAUCGUUUCACCAGGGAGCGGCAAUCACUCUCUCCCGAGGUCGAUCUUUCGUCGCCUGAGCUCGACGAAGAUACGGGAGCAGAUCCGCGAGCGCCGGGCGGAUCAUAUUCGGCACGAAGCUCCAUGUCGCGUGAUCGAGCAAGCUUUGCGCACAGCAGACGUAAUGCGAGCCCACCCCUGGAGACCGAAGAGCGGGACUUCAAACAGACAGCCAGCGCUCUCUACGAGGAAGCGCUCAAACGACGAAACAGCCAACAGAGCCAACAGGAUGUCAACAUGGAUUCGCAAGAUGCAUCACCAGGAGCAGAAGAUAUGGACAGCGUGACCAUGUCUGUGGAAGAAGACGAGACCGAGGAGACUGCAGCAAUGAAGAAUUCUGCAUUCGCAAUGGAGUUGUUUGGCGCAUCUGUGCCUUCCCAGCACGGAAUGGAUCUGAGCAGCCCAGUACUCGGACCCCAGAACAAUCAUGCACUGGGCCGCCACGAGGAGCGCAUGAAGCUGGAUCUCAGUGGCAAAGAACAUCUUCUCGCCCUUCCCGAAGCCGCCCUCAUGUGGGAGGGCUUACAGAGUCCAGAAGACAUUGAGCUCUCGGAAUUGGACGAUAUGCUCAACGCAUAUUAGGGGUUGCACACUUGAUUGGGCCGCUUCAGGACUUGAUGUAUUAUUACGAAACCAUAACAUUGUACGCUGGUGUGGGGAGAGUAGGUAUUGUGACAGUAGAACUGGAGCGCAAGCUUUGGGGGUUUUAGGUUGUGACAAUGUUUCAGCAGUCCAAGGCGUUGUAUAACUAUGCUACGACUUCUGUGACGACUGCAGGGAAUUAAAGUAUCAAUGAGUCUGCUGGCAGGACUGGGCACUUGAUUAAAAGAUAUAAGAUACGAUACAAGAGAGGAUCGAGAGAUCUUAAUCCGCUUUUUCUCUCCCAAGUCGUGCGCUGAGGAGCGGUGCUUGGACAUUCUCUUAACGUUCGCCUUCGCUUCAUGGUUCUGUCUACAUCGAGGCACCGUCCUUCACGACCAAUAUGCUUUUGUGAUUAGACUUGGAUCAAUAUAGAACGAGAC
Molecule: messenger RNA, 2102 nt
Organism: Sphaerulina musiva SO2202
Lineage: Eukaryota; Fungi; Ascomycota; Dothideomycetes; Mycosphaerellales; Mycosphaerellaceae
Exons: 2
Coding region: 400-1662 (420 amino acids)
Source: RefSeq, a predicted model, not a curated record